UUAUCACUCACUACCCUCACCAAAGCCGCUCUAUAAUUCUAUCUUCAACUUACAAACACCAUCACAUAAACUCCUUUCGAUCAUCCAAUACUGUUUGCUCCUUUUUGGAAACAUAAAAGUUUCCCCAUACAAACUUUAAAGAAACCAAGAGCAAAUUUCAACAUUUGCUUUCUUGAUCCACUCUCUUUUGGUUUCGAUGCUCACCUCCACAAACAAACUCUUUUUAAUUUGAAAGAAACCAAUAACAUAUUUCAAGAUUCGCUUUCUUGAUCCACCCCCUUUUUGGGUUCAAUAUCAAUAUCUCGAAACAAAAAACAGGAAACCACACAAAAGCUAAGAUUUUUCACAUCAGAUCUAAAAAGGUGAAACGUUUUUGCUGUCGUGCACCGAACGAUCGCCUGUAACUCCUCGGGAAACACUAAAAGAUUGAUGGGCUCUAAUCAUCUUUCUCUCAUUUGGGUGUUCCUCAUUCUCUUAUCAUUACCAUCAAGAUUAGUACUCAUUGAAGGUCAAGGGAUCAAAUCCACAAGACUCCUUGAUCUCGUGAUUCGAGAUUACACAUUCAAGUCAUACAGCAAGUACUUCAAAACAGGCACACCAUACAAUAUCAACUUGCCAUCAAAUCUCACCGGCAUUAUGGUUUAUACUUCAAGAUAUCGCUGUGGAAGCCUCAAGAGGUAUGGUGCAAACAUCAAAGAAUUUCACUUGAAAGUUGGUGUGGAUGUUCAUCCUUGUAUAGAAAGAAUCCUUAUAGUAACACAAAACCUAGGAAACAAUUGGUCAAACAUUUACUAUGACAACUAUGAUCAGUUACUAGGUUAUCAACUAGUGUCACCUGUAUUAGGUUUACUAGCUUACAACUCCGGUGACGAUUCAGACUUGAACACCCAAUUUGAGGUUAAAAUUCAGUCCCCGGAUAAGUCCGGAAUUCAAAUUGAUUUCACUAAUUAUACAUCGUAUGGGAACUCGACUUUAGAUGGGAGGAUAAAGAUGUGUGCAACAUUUGGAGGUGAUGGGAAGGUGACACUAGAAAAAGAGGUUGCACCCAACAUUUGUGGUGCCACAACCCAUGGGCAUUUCGGGUUGGUGGUGCAGUCACCAUUGUUGCCGGUGAGGAAGAAGAUGCGGCGGUGGACGGUUGCGUUUGGAUGCUCAGUUGGGGCUGCAAUCGCGGUUUUUCUGGUGGGGUUGCUUUUGAUUGCGAUGUUUAUGAAGGUAAAGAAGAAGGCAAGAUUGGAGGAGAUGGAGAGAAGAGCUUAUGAAGAAGAAGCACUUCAAGUGUCGAUGGUGGGACAUGUGAUUAGGGUUCAUACUGCUUCUUCCACAAGAACUGCUCCAAGAAUUGAGCAAACUCUUAGACCUCCCCGGCUAGAAGAUGUUUGAAGAUGUUAGAAGACUCUGGUCCACAUCUACGACAAGAAGAGGGCACGCAUACACUUUUAUGUCUGCAGUCUUAAAAAAAAAAACAGUCUGCGAAGACAAAUGUCUACACGUGGUCUGCGCUGUGCAGACAGAAGAGAUUAAGAAGAUCUGCGGACAAAAAACAAACAUCACUUAAAUAACUUAGUUGAAUACUAACAAGUGAACAUAUGAUUUUUUUAAUUCCGCACACAUCGUCGAGGAUAAAUAGAAAACAAUAUGUUGUAUGUGUUAUGGUUUGAAUCUUGGAGGUUUCUUAUGGAAUUCUACACCUCAACUAGACUUUUAUCUGGUAGAGAAAUAGUAUUUUGAAUGUGUAAAAAAAUGAAUUUAGAUGGAUUUA
Lactuca sativa (garden lettuce) is the source of this 1762-nucleotide messenger RNA. RefSeq lists its product as uncharacterized. The record is from RefSeq and is a predicted model, not a curated record. Lineage: Eukaryota; Viridiplantae; Streptophyta; Magnoliopsida; Asterales; Asteraceae. Gene Ontology annotation, cellular component: membrane.